AUGGCGGCCAAGAUCUCGCUCAAGCUCACCAACCGUGCUCCCAAAAAGGGCUUCCGCAACCUGCCCUCCCAGAUCGAGCUGUCCGCCGACGCCACAGUCGAGGAUGCGAAGAAGGCCAUCGCAGCCGCCAGCGGCGUCAAGGACUUCAACCGCGUCGGCCUGUUCGACCCCGAGUCCAAGAAGACGCUCAAGAACCGCAAGGCUCUGGUGCGCGAUGAGCAGGGCGUCAUGGCCGCUGGCGAGCUGCUGGUGAAGGAUCUUGGCCCCCAGGUCGCCUGGCGCACCGUCUUCGUCAUCGAGUACUUCGGGCCGAUCCUGUUCCACGUCCUGGUUCCCCUGGUGCGUCCAUACAUCUACCGGGUUGAGCCCUUCGUCUACAAGAGCGAAGCCGAGACGCCCAUGAGCCAGGUGCAGUGGCUACUGUUCGCCCUCUUCCACAUCCACUUCCUCAAGCGCGAGUACGAGACAAUCUUCGUGCACAAGUUCUCCGCCAACACCAUGCCCGCCCGCAACAUCUUCCGCAACUCUGCCUUCUACUGGUUCCUGGCUGGUCUCCUCUGCGCCGUCGACAUCUACGCCCCUGGUAACCUGGCCGACCGCAACGAGCUCGGCCUGCUCGACUACGCCGGCAUUGCUAUCUUCGCCAUUGGCGAGACCUGCAACUGGAUCGUCCACCAGCACCUGGCCAGCCUGCGCAAACCCGGCGGUACCGAGCGUGGCAUCCCCAACUGCAUCGGCAGCAACUGGGUCACCAGUCCGAAUUACAUGUUUGAGGUGCUUGCUUGGGUUGGCGUGAUCCUGGUCAGCCGCAGCUGGGCCGUGGUCGUCUUCAUCUGCACCGGCAUCAUCUACAUGCGUGCCUGGUCGCGCGACAAGGAGAAGGCCCUACGCAAGGAGUUUGGCGACCGCUACAAGAAGAAGCGCUACACCAUGCUCCCGGGCCUCAUCUAG
Thermochaetoides thermophila DSM 1495 is the source of this 951-nucleotide messenger RNA. RefSeq lists its product as uncharacterized. NCBI's taxonomy places the organism in Eukaryota, Fungi, Ascomycota, Sordariomycetes, Sordariales, Chaetomiaceae. Gene Ontology annotation, molecular function: oxidoreductase activity, acting on the CH-CH group of donors. The record is from RefSeq and is a predicted model, not a curated record. Gene Ontology annotation, biological process: very long-chain fatty acid biosynthetic process. The coding region runs from base 1 to 951 and encodes 316 amino acids. The transcript has 2 exons.